GACUGAGUGCUCAAAUGACGCAAACCUCUUGAAUUCUCUCUCUCCCCGUCACUUGCUCUGCUCAAAUUCAACGGUUGAAAACUUGUUUGCCAUAUCUGAAACUCCCCAGAACCGUUGGUUUAGAUAUGAUGAUGAUGCAUUGGUGGGUCACUCGUUCUCUUUGUGAUUAUAUAGUGUUGCUGCAUGGCAGCAUUCUUAGGGGCUAGCUCAGAAGGUAACUCUCACUGUAAAGCGUAAUUAUCGCCGUCUCUGUUACAGUCCCACGACUCUGCUAAUGGCGGUUUUUCUAUGGGAUUUGCAUACACAGAGAGAGAGAAUGGUGAGUUUCAAUGACUUGUGGACAAAGAAGACUCUGCUGGGUCUUGUAUUGGGGCAGUUUCUGUCGCUUUUGAUCACUUCGACGGGUUUUUCAUCUUCAGAGCUUGCCAGAAGAGGAAUCAACGCACCAACAUCACAAUCCUUUGCCAAUUAUGUGCUUUUGGCUAUUAUCUAUGGAGCCAUGUUAAUCCACCGAAGGAAAGGACUCAAGGCAAAAUGGUAUUAUUAUAUACUCCUUGGUAUAGUAGAUGUGGAGGCCAACUAUCUUGUGGUGAAGGCCUAUCAAUACACGUCUCUGACUAGUGUGAUGUUGCUCGAUUGUUGGACAAUCCCAUGUGUCAUAUUCCUUACCUGGUUUUUCUUGAAGACAAAAUACAGGCUGAAAAAGUUUGCUGGUGUGGCAAUUUGUGUUACUGGUCUCGUUAUGGUUAUUUUUUCAGAUGUCCAUACACAAGACAGAUCUGCUGGCAGCAGCCCUGUCAAAGGAGAUUUUCUUGUGAUUGCUGGGUCUGUGCUUUAUGCAGUCAGUAAUGUUAGUGAGGAGUUUCUAGUGACAAAUGCUGACAGAGUUGAGCUGAUGGCAAUGUUGGGCUUAUUUGGAGCUAUUGUUAGUGCUUGCCAAAUAAGCAUACUCGAGCGUCAGGAGUUACAGUCAAUCCAAUGGUCUGCUGGGGCAGUGCUUCCUUUUAUUGGCUUUGCAUUGGCAAUGUUUCUCUUUUACUCAUUUGUGCCCAUCUUGCUAAAGCAUAAUGGGUCCACCAUGCUAAACCUCUCUCUGCUUAGCUCAGACAUGUGGGCUGUCUUGAUUCGCAUCUUUGCAUAUGGUGAAAAGGUUGACUGGAUGUACUUCAUUUCCUUUGCUGCCGUUGCUGUUGGACUCAUUAUCUAUUCAUGGGGUUCAAAGGAAGAUGACAAGAGCAAAGUUCGAGUUGCAGAGGACACUGCUGAACAAAGCAAUACCAUGGAUGAGGAGGCUGCAAUAGGGAUUCCAGAUCAAGGAUCUACAGUUGGGAGCUCUAAACCAGGUGAUGGUAAAUAUGACAUUGGUCCCAGUACUCUUCAGGGAUUAAUUGCGCCAAUUGGAAAAAAGAACAUUUUAGAAGAUGCACAAGGAAACACAUAUUGAUAGAAAGAGGGGGAAAUCGGUUUAUGGAAAUUUGAGAAGGUUCUACUGACAUGCUUACUGCCAAUGCAAGAUGACAGAGAAGCAGUGCAAGCAUGCUGGUAAAGGAUGCUGUUGCCCAUACUUGGUGUGAAUAAUGCAUAGCUGCCAUAUAGCUUCAUUUUGAAACCAAAGCAGAUCAACAUAAUCAGUUAAAUUGAUUUGGUCAAUAACCAUGUCAAUUACGUUGAGGGUUGUCUCAAUUUACGUCCUUCCCUUUUUUUUUCGUAUUUUUUCCCUGUUGGUAGAUAGUCCCUUACCCUCUCCCCCCCACCCCCACCCCCACCCGCACCCCAAAAAAAAAAAAAUAUGUCCUUAGGGGCUCUCAAGGAAAAGUAUGUUGGUACUUAAGGUCUGUUAUCAUUUUAAGGAAGCUUUUGGCAAUUAUCAAUCAUGUUGAUUCCGGAAGGCUUUUAAGUUUUUGACUGAUUUUGGGAAAAAGAUGUAAUGCAAAACAAUCUGAGAGCAUGGAAAUCAGAAUGCCUCGAGAGAAGAGAGUUUGGGGGGGGGGGACACUUUUGUCUUCAUAUUUGUAUAUAAUAUAUGCGAAGCUUGGAGACCAAUGCCUUUGAAGAUAUUUGAAUUGUUUUGAUGUCA
Macadamia integrifolia is the source of this 2077-nucleotide messenger RNA. RefSeq names its product solute carrier family 35 member F2-like. Gene Ontology annotation, biological process: transmembrane transport. NCBI's taxonomy places the organism in Eukaryota, Viridiplantae, Streptophyta, Magnoliopsida, Proteales, Proteaceae. Gene Ontology annotation, molecular function: transmembrane transporter activity. The transcript is spliced from 11 exons. The record is from RefSeq and is a predicted model, not a curated record. Bases 275 to 1444 code for a protein of 389 amino acids. Gene Ontology annotation, cellular component: membrane.